Messenger RNA from Cetraspora pellucida, 577 nucleotides. NCBI's taxonomy places the organism in Eukaryota, Fungi, Glomeromycota, Glomeromycetes, Diversisporales, Gigasporaceae. The record is from the annotation of a GenBank genome assembly.
AGUAAUUCAAGUUCUCAACAAACUAUUACCAAUAUGUUACGAAGUGUUGUCCCCUAUAAAGGAACCAAAAAGCUUAGCAUUUGUCGCACUAUUGCAGAAUGGCUUAUAAUUGAUAAUCAACCAUUUGAAGUUAUUAGUGGGGAAAGAUUCCGUAGAUUUAUGCUGCAAAUUGAUCCUGCUUUUCGUUGCCCCUCUUAUAAGGCAUUAAAAAAAGAGAUUUCCUUGGCAAAUAUAAAUGCAAAAAAACAAAUAAAUGAUCUUUUAGAAAAAACAUAUACCUUACAACUAUCAGUAAACUGUGUAUUUAGAAAAAAGCAUGAACAAAUUUCCUGUAUUCAAAGUUUGGUUAAAUUUUUUGACUCUCCUAAACAAAGUCAGAGAUUAGAUACUGCCCAAAUUGAAGUAAGUAAAAAAAAAACAAAAGAAAUAUUUGAUAAUUCGUCUGAUAAAUCUAAGGAUCAUAGUAAUUCAGAAGAUGAGCAUAAUGAAACAACAAAUAACAAUAAGGCCAAUAUUAAUAAGUUACUUGAGCUAUGCUCUGCAAUCAGAUGGCUUUUAGCAACUUUGACUCUUCAAG